AUGAGACAGUUUUCACUUCGCGCUCACGCGUCGCCCAUAUCUUGCAUCCUUUCCCUAUCACCGCAACAGGUCCUCACCGCAGAUGAAACGGGCCAGGUCAUAACAUGGGACCUCACCACGAGACGCCCCACGCAUCAAUGGCAAGCACACACCGACGCCGUGCUCACCAUGAUCCCAUGGCACAACUACGUGAUCACGCACUCGCGCGACCACACCGUGAAAUUUUGGUUUAACGGAAAGUUAGCAUACGAGUUCCCCAUCAACGCCCUCAACUACACCAACAUUGUCUUGUUGAACGGCUCCUAUCUUGUAACACCAGCAACCACGGACUCGACAAAUAUAGACAUAUACAAACUCACACGCGACCCCGUCGGAAUCACACGGGUCAUCGCCAACUACUCCGCAUACGAGACCCUCCACAGCGUCAAAAACUCCGAUCUAGCCGGGCGCAAGGACUUUGGCAUCAUCAUGCAAAUGGCGGUAAUCCAAGACGAAAUCUACAUAGGCUACGAGUCCGGUGACAUAGUAGGUCUCAAGCUCCUUCACGCUCCCCCAUCCAUCCCCAAGCACCACCACCACGACGACGAGUCAUCGACCUCGCUAAUCAACAAAGACGCAGGAUUGAAACUAACAUACCAUAACAACUCGCACGUGCCCGAGCCCGUGAUUUCGCUAGCUGACUUGAACGGUAUACUAGUCUCCGGUUCAACGACAAACACGCUCAUAGUGCACACUGACCCCGUGCGGCAAAUCAAGUACCAUGGUUCCGGGAUCAAGAGCGUGCUAGCUUACGACGAAGAGUUGAUCGUGGCGUUCUGGGAUGGGUCAAUUGAUUACCACGGAGAAAUAAUCCAACGCCCCUUGCCUCAUUUAAAUGAUAAUGGCGAUGGUGAUGGUGAUGGUGACGCAAACGAUAAGAACAGAAUCAGGCUCACCUAUAUGACGCUGUUGAAACCUAUUGACCAAGUCUCGGCCUCGGCCGAUGAUGGUAAAUUCGGCAGGGUGAAACAUUCUCGUGCCAUCAAGAAAGAUGUCCUGAUUAAUUUGCUCCUUGCGGGAUACGAAGACGGCUCGAUUAUAGCUUAUGAUAUAUGA
This is a messenger RNA of Lodderomyces beijingensis, 1095 nucleotides long. Lineage: Eukaryota; Fungi; Ascomycota; Pichiomycetes; Serinales; Debaryomycetaceae. The record is from the annotation of a GenBank genome assembly.